AUGAACGCUAGCCAGGUUAAGAGAGCGACCCUUGGCCCUGUCAAAGCGCGCUGCAGCAUUCGUCGAGGCGGGCCUAACGUCAAUCUUCGCCUUGACGUACCCAUGGAUCCAUCGCCGCCGCCUUCUUCCAUCCAUCAUCUCUGCCUUGUCUCAGCGAAUCCUGCUGCACGGAUUCACCUCUUCCAUCACCUUUCUUCUCCUCCUCCUUGGCGUCACAAAAGCCUUGGCCAGCAACCUCCACGCCAGGCCGUCCGAUCUGCUCCAAUCCGAACCACGAGAUCCUGCGACAGCGUAUACCUCAAACAGACCGCAGCUCGAUCUCAGCAUCCUGUCCCACACUCGCUGCCAACCAUCUACGCUGCCACACCCUUCCGCGACCUCCUGUCCUACGAAACAUCCCAUUGUCCCUCCGUCCUGAUCUAG
Molecule: messenger RNA, 423 nt
Organism: Verticillium alfalfae VaMs.102
Lineage: Eukaryota; Fungi; Ascomycota; Sordariomycetes; Glomerellales; Plectosphaerellaceae
Exons: 2
Coding region: 1-423 (140 amino acids)
Source: RefSeq, a predicted model, not a curated record